UAGUGGCCGCCGUUUCCUCGUCAGAGAAGAGUGAGUGAGCAAUAGUAAUCGGGUAAUGGAUAUGGUGCCGGUGGUGGUGCGUUCCGCCUCUCACGUCUCCGCCUACCGAUACUUGGACCACCGCCGCGGUACCUCCCCACGCUUCCAAGUUAGGGCCAAGCUCCCAUUUGAGCAACAAGAUGCCAAGUAUUACCAACACCUGGAGGCUGCUGUCCACGUUGUUCAGAGGGCUUGCCGUCUCUGCCUCCAUGUGAAAUCAUCUCUCUUUUCAACUGACGCCAAUGUUCAUCAAAAGAAUGACCAGACUCCCGUCACCGUCGCAGAUUUCGGAGUUCAGGCUCUCAUCAGUUUCGAGUUAAACAAGCUGUUUCCUUCAAUACCUCUGGUGGCUGAGGAGGACUCUGCCUACUUGCGAUCAAGAAACUUAGCAGGUUCUGUGCUUGAUGCAAUCACUGCUAUAGAUAGUCCCACUUCCAAACCAUUGACACAAGAUGAUGUGCUGGAAGCAAUUGAUAGAGGUGGCAAAGAUGCUUUUUUAUUUGGAUCAGAACCGGCUACGUAUUGGGUUAUGUCAUAGGUUUAUCUAACUUUGCCACUAUCUUCAUCAUAGUCUGAGGGAAUUCCAAAUAAAAAAAAAAAAACACUAAACAUACAGGUUGGUUUGGCUCUUGUGGUUGAGGGAGAGAUUGUAGCUGGUGUUAUGGGCUGCCCCAACUGGCAGGAAGAUUUUUCCAAGAAAUUCCCAGCUGAACUUGAGGAGGUUGCAGACAUGCUUUCUGCAUCAGGAACUAUAAUGAUUGCUCACAUAGGCUGUGGAACGUGGACAAAAAGGUUGAAUAGUAUGCCGAAAUUACCUAGUGUUUGGACCAGAUGUUUUGUGGAUGGGUCUAACUUAGUACAGAAGGCACACUUCUGUAUUCCAGAUAGCCAAACUUGGGAAUCUUUGCCACUAUCGUCAUCAUUUAAUGCAACAAACAAUGUCGAUGAUGUGGGGGACAACCAAGUUCUUCUUUUGGCAGCAUGCUGUGGAAGUUUAUGCAAGUAUUUGAUGGUGGCCUCAGGUAGGGCAUCUGUUUUCAUUCUCCGAGCAAAAGAGAAGACCAUUAUAAAGGCUUGGGACCAUGCAGUUGGCAUGAUAUGCGUUCAUGAAGCUGGUGGAAAGAUAACUGACUGGAGCGGGAGUGAAAUAGAUCUUGCGGCAGAUCAAGCUGGUCGGCGGGUUAUAUUUCCCUUCGGGGGAGUCCUUGUCACCAACGGCUGUUUACAUCAUCAGAUUCUGGAAAUUAUCUCUCACUCUACAACUUCAUCACUUUGAUGUUGUGGAUUGAUCAUUUAUUCAUUUUUAACUAUUUUAAUUUGUCUAUAAUUCCGUCCGAUCAAUCUCUCCUCACCAAAUGAGGAGGUUGAUAAAGUGAAAAAAUAAAAACUACAAAUUCAAUGGUGCUAAACUCUCAUUUUCUCACUCUAUUAAUCUUCCCAUUGUAAAGAAUCUUUUCCCACAACCCCCCUCCCUCUCUCUCAAGUGUGUACACAAUUGCCAUUUCAAUUAAUUACCCAACAUAUUCGUAAGUGUAAUCACAUAAAUGAAUUGAACCCCUAUUUUAUCAUCAUGUAACUGGUUACAAAACAAUUUUUGGUAGGUGCUUACUUUGAUGCACAUUGGAAAUAUACUGAUAUAGAGGAGAGAGUAAAAAUCAUGUUUUUUAGAUCUUUUUUUUCAUUUUUCUUUUUCUUUGUACCUACUCUGUAUUUCAUGUAUUUUUUCACUGUGUGCGAGUGUGAACCAUUUUUGUAU
Molecule: messenger RNA, 1795 nt
Organism: Arachis stenosperma
Lineage: Eukaryota; Viridiplantae; Streptophyta; Magnoliopsida; Fabales; Fabaceae
Product: putative PAP-specific phosphatase, mitochondrial
Exons: 8
Biological process (GO): sulfate assimilation
Molecular function (GO): 3'(2'),5'-bisphosphate nucleotidase activity
Source: RefSeq, a predicted model, not a curated record